Phyllostomus discolor (pale spear-nosed bat) is the source of this 2541-nucleotide messenger RNA. RefSeq names its product zinc finger protein 420-like. Gene Ontology annotation, biological process: negative regulation of transcription by RNA polymerase II. The record is from RefSeq and is a predicted model, not a curated record. Gene Ontology annotation, molecular function: DNA-binding transcription repressor activity, RNA polymerase II-specific. The transcript has 5 exons. Lineage: Eukaryota; Metazoa; Chordata; Mammalia; Chiroptera; Phyllostomidae.
AUGGUCUCCAGAGAAAAGAAGCCCGACUACGAGGAUCAGCACCAGGAGGACAUGGCAGCUUCUCAGGAAUGUUUGACCUUCAAGGAUGUAUCGGUAGAUUUCUCUUGGGAGGAGUGGGGAUGUCUCGAUCCAGCUCAGCGGAAAUUGUACUCAGAUGUGAUGUUGGAGAAUUACAGCAACCUGGUCUCCCUAGGUCUGGUUGUUUCAAAGCCAGUCCUGGUCACAUUUUUGGAACAAAUGCAGGAGAGCUGGGAUGUUUCCAGAAAAAAGUCAAUAUCCACUGCCCCAGCUGUAUCAUCUGUAUAUAAGCAGGAAUUCUUGCAAAUGUCAGGAAGAGAAGAUUUAUUAUUUGAAGCGACACUGAGUACAUGGGAUUCAGAGAGAAGUAGUCAAUGUGAUGCAAAUCGGAAGAAUACUAUCCACAAGUCAAAUCCUAAAGUACAUCAGAAGACUCAGCUUCCUGAUAGCCAUGAUGAAGGCGGUAAAGUAUUUGACCAAAUGUUCAAUCACAAUAGUCAUCAGGAUUUUCAUAUUGUGAAACUGGAAAUAAAGGAAGGCAAAUUUAUCAAAGGUUUAAAGGAAUCUUCAAGUAGCACUGCAGAAACAAAUAUUGCUGUCGGAGAGAAAGUUUUCAAAUAUUUACCAUGCAUGAGAGUCUUCAAUCAAAUACCUAAGGUAAAUACACUUAACAAUAUAGGUACCAGAGAAGAACACAAGUGUAAAGACUGUGGUAAAGCAUGUCAUUGUUUUUCAGGUGUAAAUCAACAUAAAAAAAAUUACCCUGCAAAAAAGGCUGAUAUGUGCAAAGAAUGUGGCAAUGCAUUUAGGAUUACCUCAAACCUUACACAUCAGCACAGAUUUCACACUGGACACGGCCCUGGUAAAUAUAGACAAUGUGGUAAAGCUUUUAGCCAGUCUUCAGAUUUCAAUGAAUAUCAAAAAAAUCAUAAAGGAAAGAAAAAUUUUGAAUGUAGUGAAAGAGACAAUGCCUUUCUGGAGUCCGGUAGUCUUGCACACGAUCACAGAAUUCUUACUGGAGAAAAGCAUUAUGAGUGUAGAGAAUGUGGAAAAGCCUUUAGGUGCUCCUCAACCUUUACGUGUCAUCAGAGAUUUCAUACUGCAGGGAAACCUUAUCAAUGUAUACAAUAUGACAAAGCAUUUACACAGUCUUCAAACCUUACUUGCCACCAAAUAAUUCAAACUGGAAAGAAGCCUUAUAAAUGUGCACACUGUAGGAAAGAAUUUACACACUCCUCAAGCCUUACUCAACAUCAGAAAAUGCAUAUUGGAGAGAAGCCUUAUCAAUGCACACAAUGUGACAAAACCUUUAGCCGGACUGCACACCUGACUCAACAUCAGAAAAUUCAUACUGGAGAGAAGCCCUUUGAAUGUACACAAUGUGAAAAAGCCUUUAGACACCUGAAAACACUUACUAAUCAUCAGAAAAUUCAUACUGGAGAGAAGCCCUAUGGAUGUACACAAUGUGGGAAAGCCUUUCGCCGGACUGCACACCUGACUCAACAUCAGAAAAUUCAUACUGGAGAGAAACCCUAUGAAUGUACACAAUGUGGGAAAGCCUUUAGGCAGCGGAUAACACUUACUCAACAUCAGAAAAUUCAUACUGGAGAGAAGCCCUACGAAUGUACACAAUGUGAAAAAGCCUUUAGACACCUGAAAACACUUACUAAUCAUCAGAAAAUUCAUACUGGAGAGAAGCCCUAUGGAUGUACACAAUGUGGGAAAGCCUUUAGACACCUGAAAACACUUACUAAUCAUCAGAAAAUCCAUACUGGAGAGAAACCCUAUGAAUGCACACAAUGUGGGAAAACCUUUGGACGGCAGGGAACACUUACUCAGCAUCAGAAAAUUCAUACUGGAGAGAAGCCCUAUGAAUGUACACAAUGUGGGAAAACCUUUAGACAUCAGGGAACACUUACUCAGCAUCAGAAAAUUCAUACUGGAGAGAAGCCCUAUGAAUGUACACAAUGUGAAAAAGCCUUUAGCCAGUCCUCAUACCUUGCUCAACAUCAGCGAAUUCAUACUGGAGAGAAGCCCUAUGAAUGUACACAAUGUGGGAAAGCCUUUAGGCAGCGGAUAACACUUACUCAACAUCAGAAAAUCCAUACUGGAGAGAAGCCCUAUGAAUGUACACAAUGUGGGAAAACCUUUAGACAGCAGGGAACACUUACUCGACAUCAGAAAAUUCAUACUGGAGAGAAGUCCUAUGAAUGUACACAAUGUGAAAAAGCCUUUAGACACCUGAAAACACUUACUAAUCAUCAGAAAAUUCAUACUGGAGAGAAGCCUUAUACAUGUGCACAUUGUGGCAAAGCCUUUACAUGCUCCUCAACCCUUAUUCUACAUCAGAGAGGUCAUUCCCAUGAGAAGGUUUAUGUAUGUAAAAUAUGUGGUAAAGCCUUUCACCAGUCCUGUAAGCUUUCUCAGCAUCAGAAACUGCAUAUAGGAGAGAAACCCUGAAAGUGUUGAUUAUGUAAUAAAGCAUUUUAUAGUCCUCAAACCUUACUUAACCUCAAACAAUAG